UUUACAGGGCGCCACUUUUGCAUAUGGUUUUGUUUUCGGUUGCACAGUGUUUGAUUUAUGUGAAUUUAAUGAUAGGAAGGCAUUAAGAAUACAAAUAGAAGAAAAAGGGCAUAUUACUAGAGCGGAACGAGUGAAGAUUAUUUGUGGUUGUGAAUUUAGUGCAUAAGUGGCAGUCAAUGAGUUAAAUACUCUCUAUGUGAUGUUAGUAUCAUAAGGAAACAAAGUGUUUAGAAUGGCUCAUCGUGAUUGACCGACUAAAUCUUGCAGCGUGCACGCGUGUUGGAGCGGGUUAAAUUAUUUAGUAUAAGAUUGCUUAACGGAGAGGUGGGACACAGUUGAAGAAAAUGGCGCAAAACAAGCGACUUCGGUAUGCGAACAACGCGGACAACGUGGCGUAUUACCACGUGUACAAAUACAAUUCCUUGCAGCGAUUAAAUAAGACCAAAAGCAUGCACGGCGUCAAGCGUGUGAUCGCGUUCUGCAUACUGACCGCGAUCCUGCCGGCAUCGCUCAUCAUACUGCCGCUCUACUUGCGGCACACGGUUUUUGCGGACGUUGUCUACCCGAUCGCCGAAUCGGACAUCAUCGAAAUCCGCGAUGGAAUCUCGUCCGUGUUCUGCCAGAAGCACACGCUACAGAUGAACACCACGUUCAAUGCGUUCCAGCUCGAUCACGAGCCGGAGGUGUCGAAGAACAGGAAGCACAUACGGUUGAAAAAAUCCAUGUCCCUGCCGGACGAUACGCUCGAGUACUGGGGGUUCUACCUGCUGAAAGGGGCGACGGUGGCGCUUCGGGUUUGCUCCCGUUUCGACGGUUCCCGGAUAUUGGUGGUGAAGGGUGAACGAAACCUGCGUACCUGUGGUUUGCUCGAGCACAACAGCAAUAAAAUUGACAAUUACCUCAACAAAGAGCACGGCCAGGUGCUGGUCACCUUUGAAUCGGCGGCCGAGUUUAUCGAGUAUUCGGGUGAGCAGAAGGGAACGUCCAAUUUACCUGCCGAUGGAAAUCAUGGUGGGGAAGAUGUGACGGAUGAACGCCCUUCGCCGGAGGAAACGGCCUCAAUGUUGCAUCGUUUGCACACUUCGAAAGAGGCACGUGCCCAAACCACAAGAACCACUGACAAUGAGCUCGAUAAGAGCAAGCGAACGACGGCACCGGUGUACGACACUUCGGGAAGAAAAGUGCAACACGCGACGACUAAGCGCAUCGGCCGUCCGGUGUCAGUUACGAUCAAGAAUGUACCAACGCAGGCGAGCACGACAACAACGACAACCACCACGACCACCGAGGUGCCAACAAGCACGACAGAAAAUCUCGUUAAAAAGUAUCGAAACUUCCGCGCCACCGAAGCGGGACCUUUGGCGGAAAUGGACGAUGGUAGCGUCCACCGGAAGCGUCACAAUCACAACAAAACCGGCCAUCGACAGCAGUCCGAAACGGUGUCGUCGAAGGAAGGUGAACAAAUCGUGCCGCCUGAUAGUGUGGAUCGAUCGGAUCAGCAACCGGCGACCGGUAAGCGACAGAGACGACGUCGCCGAAGGCGCGAUCUUGUGUACGAUCGUGCGAUCAAUCAUGGUGGCACGGCAAUGAACUAUUCCAACAACACGUCCGACUCGGUAUCGAGCUUUGAGAACAGUUUGCUGUCCUGUUACGAUGGUGACAUACUGCUCGCGCACAGUUUCCCACCGAGCAAAUCGUGCCAGAGCGUGCAGUAUCUCGAGGGUGCCUCGCAUACCGUCACGAAGCAUGAGGUGGUAUCGGACGGUUAUUACUAUUACAUUUUCUACAGCGAUAACGACUACGUGCAGAAUGAUAUACACGCAAUGUUUGACAUCUACAAACCAACGUUCCAGUACUCGAACAUAUCGGAUUCGAAGGGAUGCAUUAACAGUACGCACUGUUCGUUCCCGAUCACUUUCUGGUCGAACGAGCGCGUGAUCGUGGAAGUACCGACCCGGGACGGUAUCGAGCAUGAGGAUGAUGAUAUUACUAUGCUCGUAUCGACAUGCCAUCCGCGAAUGGCCAUUUACAUUAUCUUUCCCGUCAGCGUGCUAAUUCUUGUGUUAACUUGUGCUUUCUUGUAAGGAACAUGGGAUGUUUUGUAUGGCGUUUGAUUGGAGGCGGCGAUCGUACAUCCUACGGGAUACGCACAAACGGUUGGAAAGGUGCCAUAAAGAGAAUGAUUUAACCAUGGAUACGAAUCCGAAUCGCCGUGGGAAAUUAAACAUUGAGGGCUCAUUAAUGUUAAGUGCAUUCGUUGAUUUACUUAGUAAGCUGAUGUAAAAUUGACACCAGUAGGCUAGCCAAAAAAUAUCCACGCAACGGUUGAUUUUAUUGCGUAAUUGAAGCGACACUAGGUGCAAUACGAUAGGGUCGAACUCCUUUAAGAAUCUGGUAGAAUGGCGAAGUAAAGGAUUGGCACAGACAGACCCUAGAUUAAAGUGAGAUUAAUAGCCAAACCGAAAGUGCAAUAAGUACAAGAAACAAAUCUGUUUUAAUAUUUUAAAGCUUAUCCCUUACGGUUUUAAAGUUUCGCUAUAAUCACCUGUAAUGCGAAAUGCGUCCAAAAAAUGUCGAACGGUAAAACAUUGAAAGAGAACAUUAUAAACUCAUUACACAAGCUAGUCGGCAGUAGUUGCAAGAAAGAUAAUUAGUAGGACAAAGAUUAAAACAAACGACAAAAGAAAUACAACACACGUCAGGAAUCUAGCAUCAGGGAUAACACAAUAAGACGAUAAACAAAGCAAAUGGUUUUUUUUAUUUGUAAUGUGUGCAAAAAUAUGUAAAAAAAUAGUUUUGUUGGUUUUUCUCAAACAAUGUUUAGAAUAAGAAUCUUUUUUGUGUAUUUUUGCUAUUUUGGCACAUAAUCCUGUAAAGUUUUUCUAAUUCCAUUUUGAGGCAUCUUCUAUCUGUUUCAAUUCCAAAAACUACUAUACAAUUCCAAGCAUGACGUUUAAAAUUUUCAAACAAUUACUAGUGUUUACUCUAUCGUAAAUGCAGUUGUGUCAUAUGUUUUGUAAGCUAUAGUGGUUUUAUUUUCUCAUAUGUUAGGGUUUAUACUCAUUACUAAGGAAUAGAUAUAGCACUAGUGAUUACAGUACUUGAACUUCCCGUUUCAGCGUACAAGGCAAGUUCUGUGUUGAGCUGAACACAGAUAAGGAUAUCAUAUCAGUUGCGCAAAUUAUUGUGACCGCUGUUAUUAGAGCCGCCACUAGAAAAAGUUUAAUGAUGCAAGCAUGAUGCAAUGCAAUGUCGCUGUGUGUUGAAUUGUGAUAUAAGAAAACAACAAAAUAUAAAGAAAAUUUGCAGGUACGGUUACGCAAACGUAUUUGUUCGUGCUGCGUAAUUAAAAAAAAAACGAUUUAUCGUUACCAAUACUGUGUAGUUACCAAACCGUGGUAACCAAAGGAAGCCAAUGCUGGUAGCGUACUCCGUACAAAUAUGAACCGAACGAGGCUAUAGAAAUGUUAAGGUACACUAAAUUCACCAACAUAUGACUGUGGAUUUGUAUAAUAAAC
This is a messenger RNA of Anopheles moucheti, 3518 nucleotides long. RefSeq lists its product as uncharacterized. NCBI's taxonomy places the organism in Eukaryota, Metazoa, Arthropoda, Insecta, Diptera, Culicidae. The transcript is spliced from 3 exons. The coding region runs from base 345 to 2084 and encodes 579 amino acids. The record is from RefSeq and is a predicted model, not a curated record.